Molecule: messenger RNA, 828 nt
Organism: Klebsormidium nitens
Lineage: Eukaryota; Viridiplantae; Streptophyta; Klebsormidiophyceae; Klebsormidiales; Klebsormidiaceae
Source: the annotation of a GenBank genome assembly
GGAGACUCGAGAGGCAGAUUGAGUCAGACGUACGGUAGCUUGAUCAAGCUUGCUCAGAAGCUGGGGAAGGAGCAGCAUUGGUGGAGUUCUGCUCUCCAAGAGGGACAAUGGCUUCCGCCGCUGUGACCAGCUUGCUCAAUGUUGCGGCCCCCUCCAGUAUUUCCGCCAAGGGGUUCCGGGCGCCCGCUGCCACGAGCACGAGAGUCGUUCUGCGCAGCCCCGUGUUUGUGGGCCGGCGCAGCGUGGCCAAGACCUUCAGUGUGGCGGCCUCCGCUAGCAGGACCACAAUGUACAAGGUCACCCUGAAAACCCCCACCGGUGAGGAGAUUGUCGAGUGCGCUGAGGACGAAUACAUCCUGGAUGCUGCUGAGAACGCCAACAUUGACCUGCCCUACUCCUGCCGCGCGGGCGCGUGCUCGAGCUGUGCGGGCAUGAUCGUGGAGGGCACAGUGGACCAGAGCGACCAGUCCUUCCUGGACGACGGGCAGCAGGAGAAGGGCUACAUUCUGACGUGCGUCGCGUACCCAACCUCGGACGUCACCAUUCUGACCCACCAAGAAGAGGAACUCUACUGAGCAGGACAGCAGCCACUGAUCAUUAGCUGCUGCCAACCAGUUGCAAUCAUGCAAUACAAUAUAGCCAUAUAGUGCCUGAUGUCCUCAGUCGAUCGGCCUGCCAGCAUGUGCACAUGAGAAUUACUGGUGACUCUAAGAUAUAUUUGGAAAAAAAUUCACAGCGUAGCAUGUCGUGGCUAGCUUGUGAUACGUGGGCAUCGCCAGUUCACAACCAGGCCCACAUCAAACUUGAGCAUGGACCUACAGGAAAACC